AAGGCCCUCGAGCUGAUGCUCUCGGUGCCGAGCCGGGCGGCCAACAACAGGUUUCUCGAGAAUAUCGAAGGAUUCAGAGGCAACCUGCAAAAGCUUGGCCGUGUCCUAGCGCACGAGUACUUUGGCGUCCGGGACAGGGAGAACAAGAUCAAGGAGCGCUACCUGUUUCUCUUCAAGUCGCGCAUCCUGAUCACCAAGGCGAAGCGGCUGUCGGACGACCGGUCGAUCUUCAUCCUCAAGGACAUCGUGCGCCUGCCGGACUGCGCACUGAAGGAGAUCGACGCGCGGGCCUUCGAGCUCCAACCGAAGUCCAAGGGCGAUCCGGUCCAUCUGAUCGCGUACUCGGAGGAAGCGAAGCAACGCUGGAUCUACGAGAUCGAGGAGUACGCUAGCAACGCCGUCGCCCUGCAGGAGCACUCCAACGACGAUCUGCGCAUCGAUCCGACGCAGACGAACAUUGACGACACCAUCAUCAAGCUGCCGCAGCGCAUCGAAGCGCACAAGACCGACGAGAACAUCCGGCCGUCGGACAUCGCGGACAACUACGUCGUGUUCAAGCACAAAACGAGCCGCGACGAGUCGCACCAAGCGCUCCAGAAGAUCCAGUACCUGCAGCAGCAACAGCAGCAGCACCUACCGCUAGCGGACCAAGGAGUGGAGCCGGCGGACGAGGAAGAAAAAUCCGCCUCCGUCCAGGAACGUUUGGCGGCGUUCGAAGUGAAAAAGUCCGGCAAGAAGCUCGACCUAACGCACACGAAGCAGGAGAGCAGCAGCUCCGCCACAGUGCAAUCCCACGAGGUGGUACAGCAAAAGUCCUCGACGUCGACGACCGCUUCGGUUAGCGUCGUGAAGCAACAGGAGGUGCAGGAAUCGCAUCGGACCACCGCGGUCAAGCGCCAGCAAGAGGUGCAGCUCGAAAGCGUCUCGAAGAGCAGCAAGGUGCGCGUCGAAUCGUCCACCUCGUCCACCUCGGAAUCGCUGUCCGUCGCGACGGAAACAGCGGCCGAUACCCAACAACAACUCCUCGAUCAGCAGACCAAAAUCAAGCAGAUCGAAUCCAAGUACGCCGCGCUCAAGCAGAAGCAGCUCGAGCAGAAAUCGGACAUCGUAGACGCCAAGUUCCAGAUUGUGGAGUCGAAGUUUGCGGCGCUCAAACAGAAGCAGGAGAAGCUUCUGCACGAACAGCACACUCAAGCGAGUUCCGCGACCGUCCAGCAGCAGCAGCAGCAGCAACAGACGAGCAGUGUGCAGCAAAUCGAGGCAAAGUACGCGGCCCAAAAACAGGAAGCGGCUCGACAGGAAAGCACCGUAACGCAGAGCAGCGAGGCCGUGUCGAAGAUACAGCAGAUCGAAUCGAAGUACGCUGCGCGAAAGUCGUCUCUCACGUCGUCUGCGGAAGAGUCGGUGAAGCAGACCGAAACCCAGCAGACAGUAGCCGUUCAACCAUCGCAGCAGCAAUCCGUAACCGAGGAACCGCUCACGAAACUUCAGCAGCUCGAGUCGAAGUACCAUGCGCACAUCAAGCAGGCCAAGGAGUUGGUAAAAGAGUGUGCCGAAGUAGCGCCAUCUGGCGACGAAACGAAACCGGCCGCCACACCGGACACGCCACCGGUGGAGGCACUGUCAAAGAUUCAGCAGAUCGAAUCCAAGUAUGCCGCUCUGAAAGCACGUCAACAGCAACAACUCCAAGAAAUCCAACAAGUGGAAGUAAAAUCAGCGGAAGCGACCGUUGUCUCGGUACAGUCGCAGCAGGACCAAACGACGUCGACGACGGUGGCCAGCGACGAGCCACAGUCGAAGAUUGCACAGAUCGAAGCCAAGUACGCACUUCGCCGACAACAGUCUCAGCAGAAUCCCGACGAGGUAGCGACUAAGGUAGCUUCGACCGAAUCGAAGCUUCCGGUGGCCGUGAAGAAAGAAGAAAAGGUCGUCAGUAAGUCGGUGGAAGCGGAGGUAAAGAAGGAGCAAACGAUCGUCAGUAAGGGCUCCGAAUCGGUGACCGUUUCCAAAACAGCGCAGGUCACUGAAAAACAAAAAUCCGAACAGCUCACCAAGACCAGCGCGAAAGUUGCAGAGGCAUCCCAGCAGCCGCCGGAUACUAAGCCUGUGGCGGAAGCUAAAAAGAAGAUCCCCGAGCCUCUCAAACUACCCGACCCACCGGUAACUAAAGUCGACGAAAAGCGUCCCGAUUCUCCCAAGAAGUCGAAGGGCGGUAAGGGCCCGAAAUCUCCUUCGCCGAAGAAAACGGCGGAACCAUUCAAGGCCGCACAGGCACCGAAACCGGAGAGUCCAAAACAACAGGCAGUGUCGAAGCCCGCGGAAGUUGUCAAACCCAAAGAGCCGGAUAGUAAGCCAUCGAAGCCGAGCGAGCCUGUAUUACCAACCAAACGCGUGGAGACUCCUAAGGCUACUGUAGCAGAAAAAUCCACGGAACCAGUGAAACAAUCGCCAAAAGCAGCGGAGAUUAAAAAACCAGCAGAACCUGCAAAGACCGUAGAGCAGGCCAAACCUACUGAACCGGCAAAACCCAAGCCUGUCGAGCAACCGAAGCCUACUGUUGUAGCGAAACCUGCAGAAUCUCCUAAGCCGGUUGAGGCUCCAAAGGCGAAGGCAGAGCCAACCAAACCUACCGAACCAGCGAAGUCAGUAGACACUUCCAAGAGUGCGCCGGUGAAACCCGUUGAACAACCGAAGCCUACUGUUGCAGCGAAACCAGCAGAGACAACUAAGUCAACUGAGGCUCCAAAGGCGAAGGCAGAGAGUACGCCGGUGAAGCCUGUUGAACAACCGAAACCGGCUGAAGCAGUGAAACCAGCAGAGCCUCCUAAACCGAUCGAGACUCCAAAGACCGCGAAGGCCGCAGAACCCACCAAACCAACUGAACCGGUAAAACCCAAGACUACAGCGAAACCAGCAGAGACACCAAAGCCAGUUGAGACUCCGAAGACUGCGAAACCCACCGAAGAAACCAAGCCAACCGAACCAGCAAAGUCUGUAGACACAUCUAAGAGUGCGCCGGUGAAGCCUGUCGAGCAACCGAAGCAGGCAGUGACAGUUAAACCCGCUGAACCUGCGAAGCAGAUUCCCAAACCUGUGGACACUAAGAAGACCGCUGAGCCUGCCAAGGUCGUAGAACCGCCAAAAUCGGCUGAAGCUACUAGCAAACCAGCCGUACCUAGCAAAUCCACCGAGCAAUCGAAGCCUGUUCCGGCAGCAAAGCAACCACCGAAAGCAGCCGAGACUGUGAAGCUAGCAGAAUCGCCGAAGACCCCAGAAGCACCCAAAACUACCGUACCGUCGAAGCCUGCGGUGCCAGUAAAAGCGGAACCGACUGCCAAACCGGUCGAACCGGAGAAAAAAUCGCCAACUACCGCACCGAAAUCUCCGGAGCAACCGAAGGUUCCGGAACCGACCAAGAAAACGGUUGAACCGAAAGCCCCCGAGAAGAGCGCAGCUAUCGUGAAGCAGACCGAACCGGUCAAACAACCGGCGGUCGAGACACCGAAACCUAAGCCAGCCGAACCCAGCAAACCAUCGAAGGUUGAGCCUCCCAAGUCUUCCCAAAAAGUGAGCCCACCACCCAAGGAAACCGAGCCCAAACGGGCGGACGUAGGUAAGAAACCCGAGCCGGCCAAAAUCCCGGAACCGUCGGUUCCGAAGCCGGUGGACUCGGUGAAGGUCGAGGCCGAAAAGAAGACCGUGCCGGACGCUGCCAAGAAGGUUGAGACUGUCACGACAAAGAAAGCGGAUACCGCCCGUGCACCGGGCCACGGUACGCCCGACGAGGCGGUGUCCGACUCCGACUCCAACGAGGACCUCGAGUCCGUGGUGGAGCAAAAGUCCCGCGAGGAGGCGCUGAACCGCAAAAUCGAGGAGAUCUACGCCCGCGAGAAGGCGGCCCAGGCCGAAGCGCGCCGUUUCCGGGAGCUCGAGGAGCAGGAGAUUCGCCGCAAGUUCGAGCGGCGCGGGGUCCGUGAAAUCCAGCAGAUCAAGGAUACCGCUUCCGAGUUCCUGCAGCAGAUCGAGGCCACCAAGAGCUACGUGCAGUCGGUGUUGGAAACGACCACCGAACCCCGGCUCCCGCCAGUGACCAAGGCUAGUGCCACCUCGGGCGGGGACACCAACAACCCACCGCCGGCCGGCCAGGAUUCGGACAGUUCUGCGGCCCAACAAUCAUCGGGCACAGCGGAUCAACAGGCGCCACCACCGAAUCAGGGCCAAGAGGCAACCGGAGACGGUAACGGUGAGGACGAGGACCGGAAGCGCACUCCGGCGCCCCUACAGCUGCCGACGUUUUUCGACCCUCCGCCACCGCCCGUCUACCAGGCGACGAUCGAGGUGUUCAUCAAAAAGGAGCGUCCACCGCCGCCACCCCCACCGAAGAUCACCCGCAAGCUGGUGGUCAACACGGACGAGCUCGAGCGCAAGACGCAGGCGUUCUUCGACGGCGAAAUCAACGAACCCGAUCCGGACUUUUCGAUCGCGGCCGCCCACCGGAAGCUGAAGGGCAUCAAGAGCAUCUGCAAGAAGGCGGACGAAACGGUGCUGUACGCGGAGGACACCAUCAUCAAGGCCGAACAGGGCGAGUUCGACGCGAUCGUCAUCCCGGAACCGGAGGAGGACAAGCGACCGCGGGAACCGGCCUACGAGUACCAGUACACGGUGGAGGAUCCUGUGACGGGCACGAAAGUGUGUACGGCCGACCCGAACGUGGUGCUGAUCGAGCGGGAGCUCCGAAUGGAGGACCAGUACGGGGGUGGGGCCGGGCGCCACUCCAAAUCCCACCGCGUGAAGGGCACCACCGAAGUGCAAGAGCGAGAGCUCGCGGCGAUCGAGACGAAACACGAGACCAAGAUGUCGUCGACCAAUACGAAGAAAAUCCGCGUCCCGACAAACAUUCGGCCGCACUUCGUCAAACCGAUCCGCGGUCUCAAUGUGGAGCCGGGUGACAAUGCCAAGUUUAGCGUCCAGGUGGAUGAACACUCCACGAUGCAGUGGCUGAAGGACAACAAACCGAUGGACGACCGGCUGGCGGAUCGCGUGAUCACACGCGAGACCGACGAUCUGUCGUACACGCUCGAGGUGCAGCACUGUCGCGAGGAGGACAGCGGCAUCUACACGGCGCGUGCCAUCAACGGUACCGAGAGUGCGUCCUGUACCGCCCAACUGAUCGUCGAGGCGCUGACAUCCGAGCAGCGUAAGGCACUGUCGCAGUCCAACUCGCCGGUCUUUAGCGUCCAGCUGAAGGACACGGAGGUGAUCGAGAAAACCUACCUCACGUUCAUGGUGAAGGUGAAGGGCGAUCCGGAUCCGAAAGUUCGAUUCUGCAAGGAUGAUAAGGAAAUCCUGGACACGGACAAGCGCAUGAAGAUCAAGCGCGAUCACGCCGAGACCGGCUUCUACGAGCUGGUGAUCCCGGAGGUCCACAAGGGCGAUUGUGGCGUGUACUCGUGCACUGCCUGGAACAAAUUCGGUACGACCACGACCAAGGCGCAGCUGCUGGUGGCGGAUCAGCUCGAUCUGUUCUCCGAGCUCGACCACCUGGACGACAAGAGCAAGUUCGUGUGGAAGAAGAACGGGGCCGCGUUCGAUCCGGAGGAGCGCUUCAAGGUGCUGAUGGCGGAUGAUUCCGACUCGCUGGCACUUGUCUUCCAGCACGUGCGACCGGAGGAUGCUGGACUCUACACCUGUGUUGCCGCGACCGCCUCGGGUAACAUCCAGUGUAGCGCUGAACUGACGGUUCAGGGGCAAGUGAACCAGCUGAUGCAGGAACCAUCCAAGCCGCACCUGGAGAUCGAGUCGAAGGAAGCGCUGGCCCGGAUCGGUGGCAAGGCGCUGCUAGAGAUGAAGGUCCGCGGCUACCCGAAGCCCGAGAUCGUGUGGCGCCACGAGGGUACGAUCAUCGAACCGGGCGGUCGCUACAAGUUCCUCUACGAGGACGCCGAAUCCGUGUCGCUCGUGAUCAAGGACGUGCAGGCUUCCGAUGCCGGCGCAUACUCAAUCGUGGCCCAGAACGAGCUCGGCGAGGACUCGACCUUUAUCAAUCUGGUCGUGAAGACGCCACCGUCGAUCACGAAACCGCACGACAUGUCGGCGAUGGUGAAGGAACCGUACAAGAUGUCGAUCGAGGUGACCGCUGUUCCGGCGGCCACCGUCCGCUUCUUCCGCAAUGGCAAGGAGAUCCACGAGGAUGACCGCAUCAAGUUCCUGACCGCCGAGAGCUACCACAUCAUCAAGUUUAGCCAAACCAUCCUGGAGGACGCCGGCAACUACUCGAUAAUUGCGAUGAACGAGAUCAGCCAGGCGUCCGAGUUCUGGGAGUUUACGAUCAACUCGCCACCGCGCACCACGCUGAAGCUGCAGGAGGAAACGAUCGUGAACGAGAAGGAGGACAUUGAGUUGAUCGUGAAGGCGGAAAGUAAUCCGGCACCGAUCGUGCGCUGGUACAAGGAUGGGCACGAGGUGGUGGCCGACGGUAAGCGCAUCAUCAUCGUGGCCGAUGACGGGCGUUACGUGCUGAAGAUUCACGCCGCCAACCGGGACGAUACGGCGCUGUACACGGCCGACAUCAUCAACGAUUACGGCACGGUCACGGAGAAGUCGCAGGUGAGCGUGAACACCAAGUCGAAGGUGCGCGAACAGCUGACCACCGUGACGUGCACGGAAGGUGACACGAACGUGCUGCUGGAGCUGAAGGCCGACGGUUACCCGCGCCCGAAGGUCCAGUGGUACAUCGAUGAUGUGGAAAUCACGGAGUCUCGCAACGAGUACAAGCUGCAGGAGGAUGGCCUCUACUAUCAGUUGGUGCUGAAGGAGGCGAAGCCCGAGAUGCAGGGUGUGUACAAGGCGCGGGUCACCAACGAGCACGGUACGGACGAGUCGAGCGCCAAGACGAUCGUCCAGUGUUCGCCGAAGGUCCGCAAACCGCUCGUCGACACGGACGUGGACGAGAACACGACGCUCACGCUCGAGGUCGAGAUCUACGCCGAGCCGGUGCCGGAAGUGACGUGGUUCAAGAAUGGCCAACCGAUCCAAACCGAUGCCCGGCUGACGAUCAAGCGUGAUUCGCAGCGCAUCGAGAACUACACGCUCUCGCUGACGAUGGUGCGCGGCGCGGACUCGGGAGACUACGAGGUGAGGGCCGUCAACUCGAUCGGAACCGCCACGACCAAAGGACGCGUCGUCGUGCAAAAGGCCCUCGUAGCGAGCCCCGGCGAGAACGCGGAAGCUCACCGAAUGAUCAGUGAGUGUAUGAAGAUCGGUCAGCAUGGUGAAACGGUCAUGAUCGCGGUUUGUACGGAGGAAAGCCACGCGGCCAUAGUGACAGGCCCCGAAGAGUCACACUCCGUGCACCAGAUGCGCGCCACAACGGUAAUCUUCGAGGAGGACGGCGGAUCACCGUUCGAGGAGGUCAUGCAGAAGAUCAUCUACCCGACCAAGCCCCACAUUUCGUCCUGCCAGGUCGAGGAGAUCGAUACGGUCACGUUUGCGUCGCCCGAACAGAAGCUACGCCAGCAGUCACUCGUCGAGUCCCUGUCCGCCUCCACCCGGACCGUGAUCGAAGAGAUCGAGUCCGACGGUGAGCUAACGGCCAGGGGCAAAUUGUCUCGCGGUGUGUCCAUCACCUCGGCCUCAGAAGAUGAACAGUUUUCGCGUCAAAACAGCCAGCAACCGCAGGUUGACGAACUUCCCCAAGAGCAACCAAGCAGGGGGCGGCUACUUGAAACGGCCGGAUCGAUCGAGGAAGGGCGACCGAAGAAGGGAUCGAUCGAGAAAAAGGUUUCAUUCGAAGAAGACCUGCCCCAACGGGGACGGGCUGCGGAGCGGCAGCUGGUGGGUGAGGUAGACGCAGUCACUGCUGUGGCCGAGCCGGUACGGGAGGAGAUCAUCGCAGCAGAGGCCGCCGGCCGAUCGCUCGUGAAGGAACCGGUGGAAGUCAAGGCUUCGGUCGAAGCCCAGAAGGCGGUAGAACGGGAACCGAAUGAAUCGGCACGCCCAGAAGCAUCGCCGGAGAUUCUGAAGACCGAUAUCGCCGACGUGACGACGUUCGACUCGCUGCCACUGGUCUGGAGCGUGGAGGCCGACGGUAUCCCGCGGCCGGAAGUGUCCUGGUACCACAACGAUGAGCUGGUGAAGGCUACCGACCGUAUCCGCAUCACCGAUUCCGGUACGAGCUACAAGAUCGAGAACCGCGACGUGAAGGAAGCGGAUGCCGGUGAAUGGAAGGCGGUGGUGAAGAAUCGUAUCGGCGAAAAGUCGCUGCCCGCCAAGCUGACCGUUAUUCCUUGCAAGGAGUAUCGCCGCCCCAAGUUCGUGAAGGGCCUGGAGAGUAUCGCGGUGCACAAGAACGAACCGGUCACGCUCUCGGUCACCCUCACGUCGGACCCGGAACCCGAGUACAGCUGGCUCCAGAACGGUGUCGAGGUGGCGGCUGACGAUUUCGUGCAGAUGAAAACGGAAAUUAAGGAGCUGGAGCACAACCUGAAGCAGAUCACGUACACGCUGCAUAUCGCGCAGGCGCGCCACUACGACACCGGGGACUACACGUUCCGGGCGAAGAACAAGUACGACAUUAACGAAUCGAACGGCCGGCUGGACGUGCUGCUGAAGCCGGAGUUUGAGAACUUCCACGACACGACGGUGCUGCCGUUCACGCAGGGCGUCUUCCAGGUGCUGGUGAAGGCGAACCCGAAGCCGAAGGUCACCUGGACGAAGGAUGGGCUGAACCUGUGCAACAACGAUAACUGCGACGUGAUCUCCGAUAUCGAGAAGGAAAUCUACACGUUGGUGAUCGAGUCUUGCGCACUGGCCGAACACGGCACCUACACGCUGACGGCUACGAACGCCCACGGUGAAACGGUGGCCACCGCGAACCUGAUCGUGCACACCGAGAAACCCAAGUUCACGAAGGAACCGGACUGUCUGACCGUUCACGAUUGGGCCGACGUGUACAACAAGGUGGAAGUGCAGGGUGUCCCACGUCCGGCCAUCCAGUGGCUGCACAACGGGACCCCACUCGAUGAGCACCAGAUCGACGAGGAGUCGCAGGAGCCAAAGAUCAAGAUCGUCACGCAGGGCGAUACCGAGGUGACGAGCGAGCUGUUUAUCAGCCACUUCGGCCCGGAGUUGCAGGGUGAAUACUCGUGCCUGGCGACCAGCAUCGGCGGAGAAACCGAGGCCAAGUUUACUGUGCAGGUGAAGAACGAGCAGCCCGUCUUCGGGAAGGGUCUCGAUCGCUCGAUCGACCUCGAGGAGGACGACAAGCUGGAACUGCGCUGCAUCGUCGACGGUAGCCCGCUGCCGAAGAUGACCUGGUACAAGGACUCGAACGAGAUCAAGGCGGACGAUCAUGUGAAGAUCACGUACGGACACGACGGUGUAUGCCGACUGUUGGUGGAAAACUGUCUGCCAGGGGACAGCGGCUGUUACAAGCUGGUGCUCUCGAACAAGAGCGGAGACGUGACCACACAGUGCUGCGUCGCAAUCACUCCCAAGCAAAAGGCGCCCGUGUUUAUUCGUCCUCUGCAGGAUCACCGACUAACGGUCGGGGACACGCUGCACAUGGAGGCGGAAAUUGCCGGAUUCCCGAUGCCGGAGGUACGCUGGUUCAAGGAUGGAUUACCGCUGCGGCAGACCCGAGGCAUCAACUUCAUCAACCAGCCGGACGGGUUGAUCGGAUUCAUCAUCGAUCGCGUCACGCCCGAGGAUGGCGGUAUCUACACGUGCGAGGUCCGCAACAAGAACGGGGAGGCCAAGUCGGCCUCCGUAACGGAGAUCGUGCCGAAGGGCAAGAAGCCUCAGUUUGUGGCCGAGCUAAUGGACGCCAACAUCGUCGAGGGUUUCCCGGUCAAGCUGGGCGUGAAGGUGAUCGGCUAUCCGACCCCUGCCCUGAAGUUCACCCACAACGGCACCCUGAUCACCGGCGAUCGGUAUCGGGUCGCGGACGAGGGUGAAGGAUACUUUACGCUUGCGCUCGACAAAACGAGUGGCACCGAUUGCGGAGAGUACCAGGCGAUCGCGAACAAUGAGCACGGUGAAACGAUCAGUGCUGCCACGGUAAGCAUCCUGCCGACGACGGAUCCGUCGCUUCCGGAAGAGCCACCGAGCUUCCUGGGUGGACUGCGUGAUAUUACGGCCGACGAGGGCAAAGAACUAACGUUCUCGGCCCGGUUCGCCGGUAACCCCGCGCCCGAAGUCAUCUGGACGAAGGACGGUGAGCCUCUGCAGCCGACUGGACGCGUGACGGUCACCUGUGACGGUCGGAGCGUCGGGCUGACGAUCGCACCGGCCGAAAUGUCCGACUCGGGCGAGUACGCGUGCCUGAUGGCGAACCCGCUGGGUGAAACGGAAACCCGUGCCUCGGCCAUCGUGCGCAAGGUGUUCCAGAAGCCGAACUUUGUGUAUCCCUUCGGUGACCUACAGCAGCUGCCCGGGCUGGAGGCUAAGUUCCCGGCCAAGCUGGUCGGUGUGCCACGGCCGGAGGUGCAGUGGUACAAGAAUGAAACCCCGAUCGGGCCCGAUGAUCGGUACAAGAUGAAGUACGAGGGUGAUUGCUGCUGUCUCUACAUCAAGGAGUGUGCCCCGGAGGACACGGGGUUGUACUCGUGCACCGCCACGAACCGCGAGGGUAGCAGCACCAUCGAGGCCAAGCUGGACGUCGUGACGAGAAUUGAAAAGCGUGACGAACCGACGCCACCGUCGUUCAUGAAGAAGAUCAACGAUCUGACGCUUCUGGAGGGUAUGAAGGCCAAGUUUACCGUCUGCGUCGACGGCUUCCCGAUGCCCACGGUCGAGUGGAUCCGGGACGGCCGGCGGUUAGUGCCGAGCGAGAAGUACCGCAUCGAGGCGGAGAAGAACGGACUGGCCCGGUUGAUCGUGGACGACGUGCAGGAGGAAGACCUGGGCCGAUACAGCUGCAAGGCGGUCAACAAUAUGGGUGACGCCAUCUGCCACGCGAACCUAAAGUUCGAACCGAUGGACUUCCGGCCGCGGCGCCGUUACGGCAAGGGCAAGGGCAAGGACCUACUGCACACGCCACCGUAUCCGCUCACGGAGAAACCGAUGAUUUCGAAGCUCUCCGAUCGUCGCCUGACCCUAUCGUGGCGUCCCUCGAUGACGACGGUUCCACGGUACCCGGUGACGUAUCAGCUGGAGCAGAUUGAACUGCCGGACGGUGAGUGGCACACGACCCGCUCCGGUAUCCGUGGGUGCUCCUGUGAGGUGCGCAACCUGGAACCGUUCCGCGAGUACAAGUUCCGCGUACGCGUCGAGAAUCUGUACGGUGUGAGCGAUCCGAGUCCGUACGUGCAGACCUACCGGCAGAAGCUGGAACCGGAACCACCGGUGUUCUACCCGUACCUCGGCCAGGGCCGUGACUUCCGCCCCGAUACUUCGUCGUUCUAUCCGCGCGAUUUCGAUGUGGAGCGUCCGAACCAUCGUCGGCAGGCGGUUGCGCCCGAGUUCCUGCGCCAGGAGCACCCGGUCCAGUACGGCACCAAGAACCACAACGUGAGCCUGUUCUGGUUCGUGUACGGCUACCCGAAGCCCACCAUGCAGUACUACUUCAACGAUCAGCUCAUCGAGGCGGGCGGCCGUUACAGCUUCAGCUACACCCGUAACGGCCAGGCCACGCUCUUCAUCAACCGGAUGACGGACCGUGAUGUGGGCGUGUACGAAGCGGUCGCCUCGAACGAGUACGGCUCCAUCCGGCAGCGUGUUUGCCUCGAGCUGGGCGAGUAUCCACGGUUCUUGCAGCGCCCGGAAGAGGUGUUCAUCAUGGGACGCCGCUCGGGACGCGUCGAAGCGAAGAUCACCGGCGUACCGUUCCCGGACAUCAAGUGGUACAAGGACUGGCAACCGAUCCACGAGUCAUCCCGCAUUAAGAUGAUCUUCUACGAACCGGACACGUGUGUUCUGUUGCUGACGGACGCGAUCAAGAAGGACGAGGGUCUGUACUCGAUCAGUGCCCGGAACGCGAUCGGUUCGAUCAGCUCCUCGGUGACGGUCCACGUGGAAGACACGGAGGAGGACUACGUGUACAAUGCGCACCAUCGCACGCCGUAUGUGCGGGCCCGCAACAAGGUGUAUCAGGACUUCUACGACAUUGGCGAUGAGAUUGGCCGGGGUACGCAGGGUAUCACGUACCACGCGACCGAUCGGCUGAAUGGGCGAAAUUUUGCCGCGAAGAUCAUGUACGGUAGUCCCGAUCUGCGUCCGUUCAUGUUCAACGAGGUCGACAUAAUGAACGUGCUGAACCACCGGAAGCUGAUUCGGUUGCACGAUGCGUACGAUAUCAACCGGUCGAUCACGUUGAUCCUGGAGCUGGCGUCGGGCGGAGAGCUGGUGCGGGACAAUUUGCUCAAGUACGACUACUACACGGAGCGGCAGAUCGCGAUCUACGUGUAUCAGGUGUUGCUCGGGCUCGAGCACAUGCACACGCGGGGUAUCGGCCACAUGGGCCUGACGAUCAAGGACCUACUGAUCGCGCACCCCGGCAGCGACAAUCUGAAGAUCUGUGACUUUGGCCUAGCGCGCCGCAUCGAGGAGGACAAGCUGUACACACUCGACUACGGAAUGCCAGAGUUUGUCGCCCCGGAGGUGAUCAACCGAUGCGGGGUCGGUCUCGGGCAGGACAUGUGGUGCAUCGGUAUCAUCACGUACAUUCUGCUCGGUGGCCACAGCCCGUUCCUGGGGCGCAACGAUCGUGAAACGCUGACGAAGAUCAAGGACGGCAAGUGGACGUUCGUCGGUUCGGUCUGGGAAUCGAUCUCGGCCGAGGCGCGCGACUUCGUGUCCCGGCUGCUGGUGUACGAGGAGAAGCACCGGAUGACGAUCCGGGACGCGCUGAACCACUCGUGGUUCGACCUGAUCUAUCGCCGUUCGUUCGACGAGUAUCAGAUCGGUACGGAUCGGUUGCGCAGCUACUACUACCACUACCGCGACUGGUACACGAACGCGUCCUGCCGCACGUGGUACCGGCGCCGACCGCUGAUGAGCUGCUUCGAUCACCCGUCGCGCAUGGUCUACCCGCCCGGCAUCAUCUUCACGCCCGAGGGCACGCCGCCCCCGAUGCAGGUGGACGAUAUUCCGCACAAGCGCAAGAAGUGGGAGGAGUACGUGUCGAAGGACAACCACCCGGACUACGAGACGGCCUCGUUCAAGUCGGAAAGCCACUACCAGUACGGGCCGGACACGUACCUGCUGCAGCUGCGCGACACCACCUUCCCGUGCCGGCUGCGCGAGUACAUGAAGAUCGCCAAGCACCGUUCGCCCAGCCUCGUGUCGGACUCGAACUACGACGGCAGCCUGCCGAUCAUUCGCGAGCGUCGUCGGUUCACCGACGUGAUGGAUGAGGAGAUCGACGAUGAGCGCCGUAGCCGCAUCAGUCGCUACGGAACGGACGACAGUGUGACCGGGGCGCGUCGACUGCGCACCGAAGUCGGCACACGGCUCGGAUCGUACGCCGAGGCGGAAGCGCUGAUCGAGUGCAAGCGCGAAGGCCAACCACCGUUCUUCCGCGAGAAACCGCAGACGAUUUCGAUCCGCGAAGGUGAACCGAACCAAAUCAUCUGCUACGCCGUCGGAGAUCCGAAACCGUCCGUCACCUGGUUCCGGAACGAUAUGGUCAUCACCGACACGAACCGCAUCAAGGUGCUGAGCGAUGUGGACGGCCGAUCGGUCAUCCAGUUCCAUCCGGCCACGCACAACGAUGUCGGUAUCUACAAGGCGGUGGCCAGCAAUCGGAUCGCCAAGACGGUGGCCCGCUGCCGGGUGGUGAUUGCGCUCAUUCCGGACGCCCCGGACUCGCCGGAUGCGGUCGCCGUGAGCGACACGGAGGUGCUGCUGCGCUGGAAGCAACCGCGCAGCGAUGGCAACUCGCAGGUGUUCUGCUACAGUCUGGAGAUCAAGGAGCACGGCAAGGUGGACUGGGUGGAUGUGGCCAGCAACAUCGAUCACGAGUUUUACCUCGUGCACGAUCUGCGCCCGAACGCGGGCUACCAGUUCCGACUGGCGGCGUACAAUCGCAUCGGAUGGAGCGAUCGUGGCAUCCCGACCAAGACGAUCACGACGCUGGACGCGGGUGCACCGAAGAUUCAGAUCACGCGCGCCAUGAAGCACCUCCAGCAGCUGACGGAAUCGGGUCAGCAGGUCGGCCCGGAGGAACGGUCCAGCCGGCUGGAUUACUCGUACGAAAAGAUACCGCUCAAGUGGAGCAUCGAGGGUAACUACAGCGAGAAGUACACGUUCAUGUCGGAGAUGGCCCGGGGUCGGUUCUCGAUCGUGGUGAAGGGCUUGGAGAAGGCCACCGACAAGAUCGUGGUGGCGAAGAUCUUCGAGCUGGGCGACGAGCGGGCGGCCGAGGCUGUGGAGCGGGAGUUUGAGAUGCUACGCACCCUGCGCCACGAGCGCAUCGCCACGCUGUUGGCCGCGUUCCGCCCGAAGAACACCUCGAUCGCUGCCCUCGUCAGCGAGAAGCUGCAGGGUGCGGACGUGCUGACGUACCUGAGCAGCCGCUCCGAGUACAGCGAGCAGAUUGUGGCCACCAUCAUCAACCAGGUGUUGGACGGGCUGCAGUACCUGCACUGGCGCGGCAUCGCCCACCUGGACCUGCAGCCGGACAACAUCGUGAUGGCCUCGGUACGCCAGGUGCAGGUGAAACUGGUCGACUUUGGAUCGGCCCAGUACGUCUCGAAGCUGGGCACCAACGUCACGCGCACGGGAUGGUUGGACUUUAUGCCACCGGAAGUCCUGAACGAUGAGGCUGCCCUCCCGCAGACCGACAUCUGGGCGGUCGGCUGUCUGACGUAUCUGUUCCUGUCCGCCACCAGUCCGUUCCGUGGGCAGGAUGAGUCUGAGACGCGCGCCAACAUUAGCUUCGUGCGCUACCGUUUCGAAGCCCUCUACAAGGAGGUUACCGCCGAGUCCACCCGGUUCCUGAUGCUGAUCUUCAAGCGUGCCCCGGGCAAACGUCCCACGGUUGAGGAGUGCUUCGACCACCGUUGGCUCGUACACACCGACUUCAUGACGAAGAAGCGCGAGAGAGCGAUCUUCCCUGGCAACCGUUUGAAGCAAUUCUCCGAAGAGUAUCACACGAUGAAAACGAACGAAGCCACCAAGUCGGAGACCAUCUCCAGCAUCGGUGGCCAAUCGCCUCGCCAGCUGCUGCGCUCGAACAGCAUCCAGGAGGAGCUGCUGACCACCUUCUAAUUCUGCUUCACACGUUUUUCCCGGGCCUCCGAUGCCUGCUUUCACUCCUUCGCUUUGGGAUUUACAUGCCAACAAAACCACGAUCAGUGCGCGCAACCCGCGCUUAGUUACCGGAAGAAUCGAAGAGAAUCGUUUUGUUCGUUUCUGUCGCGUCGUUGUUUCCGCGCUCUCCACACUUGGGUGUGUUGCUGGAAAAAGAAUCAAGAGCCGCUGCCCCCCCCCAACAAACGAGAACUUGAGAGCGAGCCGAGUGGAGAGAGACGCCAGAGAAAGUUUGAGGAAGAUGUAAAACCGAAAGAAGUGUAACGCAGUUCUUUCUACCACCCGUACCGUUUUUAUAUACACGCCCCAUUUGCCGGAGAAGUAUGUGAUAGCGAGCGGCGGCGGACCGGGGGAUCUUUUUUAUAUGACUUUUUUAACCGCAAAACACAACACAACCAGUUGAAACGACACAUCCCUAAGAAAAACCGGUCCGCCCGCUCCCUAGCGAAGAGGGUCAAGCGUUCAGAAUAAUGCGUGGUUAAGUGUCCCGUGCCCCGUGGACCGCGAACGCUCCGCUCCGCGAACGCGAUGCAGUCCAGCGGCCGCCGGUUCCGAGGCACGCGGAAGAGUGUAACUUAUUUAUUGUAGAUUAUAUAUUUACCUCUUACCUCUUAUUGCUAUUUGUUUAAACAAGAAUUCAUCUGCUUUUCGCCGUGCGCGCCACCGUUUCUGCUCGAUUGAAAAAUUGCCCUGCCUCGCGAUCCUGGCGCACGAUCGCGAUCGGGAGGAAUAAAAUUGUUUUUCUUUCACGUCUA
This is a messenger RNA of Anopheles bellator, 16004 nucleotides long. RefSeq names its product obscurin (gene Obsc). Gene Ontology annotation, biological process: protein phosphorylation; homophilic cell-cell adhesion. Gene Ontology annotation, cellular component: plasma membrane. The transcript has 23 exons. The record is from RefSeq and is a predicted model, not a curated record. NCBI's taxonomy places the organism in Eukaryota, Metazoa, Arthropoda, Insecta, Diptera, Culicidae. Bases 16 to 15207 code for a protein of 5063 amino acids. Gene Ontology annotation, molecular function: protein kinase activity; ATP binding; protein binding.